UCACUAUUUUAGUUAACGUUUUAUUAGGGGAAAGGACUUUGGAUAACUUUGAACAAUUUCUAGCAUCUACAAAAAAUUGAGGUCCGACCAUAAAAAUAUUUUUUAAAAAAUAAAAAUGAGAAAAUUAAUUUUAUAUACUACUCAAUUUCUGAAUAUUUUUUCAAUACCUUUUUUUAAUAUUCAGUUUUCUUUAUUAUCCCCACAAAGUCUUUUCCCUCCCAAAAAAAAUUAUAUUUUUUUUUCUUUAAUUUUCUCAUUUUCUUUUAAUGUCUUCUCUAGGGAAAUGAACACACACCGGGAAUGGAAAGGAAGGAAAAUAAUAAGAGUUUUCUGGAAAAUUAGAAUUUUUUUUUGGACAUUUUUCUAG
This is a messenger RNA of Meloidogyne enterolobii, 367 nucleotides long. The record is from the annotation of a GenBank genome assembly. Lineage: Eukaryota; Metazoa; Nematoda; Chromadorea; Rhabditida; Meloidogynidae.